AUGGUCUCGGAGCACGUCCUCAAACUUGUUCAGGAAACUGACACAGUAACGUCCAUCUGGGCAAAGGACCCUUCCAGGCCUCCGAGCGACAUCAUCAAGCAGCUUUAUGGAGAUCUUAAAAGAGAUCGUAAUUGCGAUGGAAGCAAGCACCGACAACCCGCUUCUCCAGAAGCACAAGACGCUGCGCUGAAUUGCGGCAACUGGGGACCAACAAAGCCUAGCCCCCUCUUCUUGCAAGCAUUUGCAGAUGCUCUGAACUGCUUGGGACCAGAUCCGCUCUCCGGAGUUGUGUCGCCGCCAUUGAUGGGGUCGCAUGGCACCGUACCGCUCACCGUCAUAGCUCCCGUAGCAGACAUUAUUCGACAUUGCUCGAACCUUAUAGCCCGGGCUGAGCGAGAAGUCUUCUUCAUCACAUGUGCCUGGUCACCCUCCAUCGCCCAGCGACUGAUACGGAGUUCCUUGAUCGAGCUGUCGAGACGAUCAGUUGCUCGAGGGCAGCGGGUGACUGUCAAUGUCAUGUACGACAGCGUAGGGCCGUCAAACAUUCCCGAUUCACAUCACAAAGUGAAACCGGAGAGUUACACGUCCAAGUCCGUACAGCUUCCCGGCUCAGACGAGAUUCCUAAUGUCGACCUCGAGGUCACGAGUCUACAUACUAUACCGUUGGGAACACAGCACGCCAAGUUUUGUGUCGUGGAUCGCAAGAUUGCCGCAGUCAUGAGCAACAACAUGCAGGACAAUGAUAACCUCGAAAUGAUGGUGCACUUGGAGGGUCCGAUCGUUGAUAGCAUUCACGACACAGCCGUCAUUACGUGGUACAAGGGCGUCAACUCGUCGCUGCCGCCGCAUCAUCAAGCCUCGGCCUCUGCUGGCGGGCUGCCGACCAAGGACCACGAGAAGCUGUAUCUCGAUCGCUCACCGGGGAAAACAUCAAGCGACAUUGCGCUUGCCGGAGAGGCACAAACGCAGCUCGCAAAACAUACGCCCGAGGAACCGCACUACGACAAGGAUAUCGCGGGCGAAAUUAUGCGAAUCCAGAGCAGCUACUCCAGGAAGGCUGGCGAGACUCGCUUACAAGCUGUCAACAGACAACUGAAUAUCCCUGUCAAGACGCCAAUUGCCCCAACGGGCCCGGAGAUAGCUGAUGGUGAGGAGAUGACACCAUACAUAUCUACCGGCACGGCAGGCCCCGUUCCCAUGGCCAUGGUAUCGCGCCCUCCAUAUGGAUGCUUUGAUUCCAGCAAUGGCUAUGUUCCACAAAACGAAGCAUGGCUGUCUCUUAUCCGCAAUGCCAAGGAAACGAUAUUCAUCCAAACGCCGGAUCUCAAUGCGGAGCCCCUGCUCGUCGAACUGAGGGCGGCUCUGAAGCGUGGGGUCCAAGUCACGUAUUACGUGUGUUUCGGCUACAAUGACUUGGGGGAAAUGAUUCCGGGCCAGGGAGGCACCAAUGAUCAAGUGUCCAAGUCCCUGGUCGACUCUUUGCCGCCUGGCGGACCGGAACGAGCCCUGCUCAAGGUGUACAACUACGUUGGAAAGGACCAAGACCACCCCAUCCACCACAGCUUCAAGGCACGCUCAUGCCAUGUCAAGCUGCUCAUUGCCGAUGGCAGGGUGGGGGUUCAAGGCAGCGGCAAUCAGGACACGCAGUCGUGGUUUCACAGCCAAGAGGUCAAUAUCAUGGUUGACAGCCAGGAUAUAUGUGGCGAGUGGAUGAAGGGAAUCGACAGGAACCAGAAUACAAAGAUGUUUGGCAGGGUCGCGGACGACGGCAUCUGGAGAGACAAGGACGGGAACCCGGGAGAGGGGUACAUGGGCAACCCCGGAAAGGUCAAAGGGCUAGUCAAAGGUGUUGUUGGCAUGGUGGCCAAGAUGGAAGGGUUGGGUGGGUUUUAG
Molecule: messenger RNA, 1893 nt
Organism: Metarhizium acridum CQMa 102
Lineage: Eukaryota; Fungi; Ascomycota; Sordariomycetes; Hypocreales; Clavicipitaceae
Molecular function (GO): catalytic activity
Source: RefSeq, a predicted model, not a curated record